GCGCGGGGUCCCACCCAUCCCAAAUCUGCAAAUCCCCUGUGGGGAUAAAUUCAUCGGAAGCCCUGCAAUUGCAAAUCCCCUGCAGCACAAGCCAGUGUACAAACCCGAGGCGAUAAAUAUGCACCAGGACGGCGGUAACACCGGCACCAUCGACUAUCCGGGACCCCUCGGAAACAAUCUCGAGGUUACCACUGCCCUCGAGGGCAUACACAUCCUUCUCUGGACUAAGAAUGGGCAGACGGUAGCUGGGUAUACCACCCUGGGACCUAGCGGUCUGAAAUGGGGUCUUGUGGCCGUGGACGAUGAAAUGAAAGUCCAGGAUACAUGGUAUCCUGAGGUGGACGGGCAGACGCUGAACGUGGCAUACAUGGAGCUUCUUCUCGAUACGGAUCAAGUCGUUGUCACGUCCAAGGAAGGUCAGGUCUAUAUCGUGCAGGUAUCAGUCGCGGAUGAUGGUGGUGCUAGUCUGAACUUGGCGGGGAUGGUGAAUUUGACCUCCACGCUCGCGCCAGGCGAGCUUCUCAUGAACGCUAUGUACGACACGGACAAGAACCUGUGGUUUAGUAGCGGUGGUUUGCGGUCUCAAGGUGCGCACGGCGACGACCCGCAGAACUCCACUACUAUCGGGUACCUUCCAUCAGGUGGCACGGGGGAUAUUCACAGCAUACCUAUUGAGAACCAGAUGAUCGAGAACGGCAUCGCGAUCAAGGGUACCACCGCGUACGUUAUCACCGGACCCUCCGGGACAAACGAAAAGCCCGACGCAAAAGGAUAUCUGUACGCCUUUGGCCCAGGUCCCGGAACCUCGCUCACCACACACUGGAAAACCGAAUACGAAGCCGGGGAUGUUAAGAAACCAGGCUCCUUCGCGCGCGGCUCCGGCGCAACGCCAGCGCUGCUAGACGACCAAUACAUCGCCAUGACCGAUAACGCGAACGGCCGCGUCAACCUAGUCAUCUACCACCAAGACGCAAAGGAAAAGCAAGAAGACCAAGUCGUCUGCAAGCUACCCAUGUUCCAAUCCGGCUCGAGCAACAUCGACAUCGCCCCGGUAGUCCAAAAACAAGACGACACCUAUGGUAUCUUCCUAUGCAACGACUACAACGCCCCUCCGCUGUACUACGCCGACACGGGCAUAUUGAACGGCGACUGGAACAAUCUAACCCAGAUGGCGCCGGGAAUCGCCCGCGUCGACGUCACGGCGGACGGGAACUGUGAACUCGCCUGGGAGGUGCCGGAUCUGCGUAUCCAGUCUGUGCCUCUUAUCUCUACGAAGAACGGGUUGGUUUAUGGAUACACGCAGUCGGUGAAGGAUAGUCAGGAUGGGGUUUGGGUGUGGUAUGUUGUUGCGCUGGAUUGGAGGACUGGUAAGGAGGUGUGGAGGGUGCGUGCUGGUGCGGGUGGGACGUAUAAUGAUGACUAUCAGCCCGGGGCACUGGGACCAGAUGGUAGCUUUUAUCAGAGUGUUAUUGGUGGCGUGGUUCGUGUGAGGGAUGGGGAGUAAUACUGCAUGGAUACACGUGUUAUUGCUAUCUGGUAUAAACGGUUUCUAUGAACAAGUUUCUGUCCUCUAUAAUAAUAGUAACCAUCUCCACAGCCGCAAAUUCAAU
Messenger RNA from Aspergillus glaucus CBS 516.65, 1610 nucleotides. RefSeq lists its product as uncharacterized. NCBI's taxonomy places the organism in Eukaryota, Fungi, Ascomycota, Eurotiomycetes, Eurotiales, Aspergillaceae. The transcript has a single exon. The record is from RefSeq and is a predicted model, not a curated record. The coding region runs from base 119 to 1504 and encodes 461 amino acids.